Aureobasidium uvarum is the source of this 3783-nucleotide messenger RNA. Lineage: Eukaryota; Fungi; Ascomycota; Dothideomycetes; Dothideales; Saccotheciaceae. The record is from the annotation of a GenBank genome assembly.
AUGGACGACUCAGAAGUGAAGUCAGAGACAUCAGAAACACAGCCCAACAAAGACCAGAUCGCCGUCACGGAACCAGCUCUGUCAGAAGCCAAUGAUAGCACUACCGACCCAGCCGACCGCCCCUACGACGAUGACGCCGACGAAGCCACCCGUAUCGCCUCCCUCGCAGCCGGCAUCCGUGACCAAGACGACCUCGAACGAGACAUUGGCCGUCAAGCCGACGCCCUGCUCAUCGAACAAGCAGACGAACGCGACAACAAACGUCUCGAACGCACAAAAGCCGACAAAGCCCGUCUUGACGGCCAGGUCCACCGUCUGGAGAAGAAGUUGACCGAGUUCGGGAACCAAGCAACAAAGAACAGAUAUCGUGCCGAGAUUGCGAACUACAAGGCUCAGAUUGAUGGUUUACAAACGGAUCUAGAUCAGAUCCAGAAGAGAAUUGAUGAUAGAAAGAGUGAGGCUGCGGCGGCGGGGGAUACUCUGCUGGGAGAGGCGGGUAAUCAGAAGUUGCCUGGUGAGAGCCAGAGGGACUUUUUGAUCAGGACGGGAAAGAUUACGCCCUUCUCCAAGAUGGGCAGGCAGUUGUUGCGAACUUCGUCAAGUCUGGCUGAAGUCAUGUUUGAUGCUGAAGAGGAAGAGGAUGAAGAAGCAGUGGAUCAGGAACUCCCAGCCGAUGCUCAACGGUCACAUCGUAAUCUGAGGAUGCCUGGAUUUGCCGAGGACGAAAAGAGUGAGCCUGAGGAGGAGGAGGAGGAAGAAGAGUUUCCUGAGGAGAGACCUAGCAAGAGACGAAGACUAAAAUCAAAGGGCAACGGAAAAGGUCCUGCAGAAGAGGAUGAAGAUAUGGAGCUGGAGUCUGCUCAAGAAGAGGAAGAAGACGAAUACAUACCGGACUUGGAUGACAAGGAGCUGGCUGCUGUUGGAGAGUCGAACGAUGACGAGGAGCCAGAAGACGAAGACGUCGAUGGCGACUUCUCUCUAGGCACAUCAGGAACCAGCAAACGCAAGAUGGGAGCGAAGAGGGUCACCAAGAAAUCACAACAAGCAGCCAAUGCUCAAGAAGAUCUUGCUGGAAUUGACGAUGGCAACGAGAAGGUAUACCAGGCCAGAUUGCAAAGCUGGGUCAGAAGACGAAGUGCUGCACGCCGGAAACACCAAGGCUCAGCCAAGUCCGCAGGAGAACCGAUCGACGUCGAUAUGGAACACGAUGAAGAUGGAGAGGACAAGCCGAACCAGGAAGGCGAGGACGAAUGGCACCUGCCACAUCCAACUCAGACAGAUGCAGAGUUUGAAGGCGGCUACCGGAUACCUGGCGACAUCUACCCAUCACUCUUUGACUAUCAGAAGACCGGCGUGCAAUGGUUAUGGGAGCUCUACUCGCAGCAAGUCGGUGGCAUCAUCGGAGACGAGAUGGGUUUGGGCAAGACCAUUCAGAUCAUCUCCUUCAUUGCUGGUCUGCACUACUCAAAAAAGGUCACAAAACCUAUCCUGAUCGUCUGUCCUGCAACAGUCAUGAAGCAGUGGGUGAACGAGUUUCAUCGUUGGUGGCCGCCUUUGCGAGUUUCCAUUCUUCAUACUUCUGGAAGUGGUAUGCUGGAUGUCAAGCGAGAAGAUAGGCUAGAGGACGAUCUGGACAAUUUCGACUUUGAUGGCAACCCAAUCAAGCCUUCGAAAGGUAACAAAUCCGCCAAGCGCAUCGUGGACAAGGUUCAGAGAGAUGGUCACGUUUUGGUCACCACGUACUCUGGCUUGCAGACUUAUGCUGAGCAUCUGAUUCCUAUGGAGUGGGAAUACUGCGUUUUGGACGAAGGUCACAAAAUCAGAAACCCUAACACGGCAAUCACAAUCUACAGUAAGGAGAUCCGUACACACAACAGAAUCAUCCUUUCUGGUACGCCCAUGCAGAACAACUUGACCGAACUCUGGUCUCUCUUCGACUUUGUCUUCCCCAUGAGACUUGGUACCCUGGUCAGCUUCAAGCAGCAAUUCGAGACUCCCAUCAAACAGGGUGGUUAUGCCAAUGCAUCCAACUUACAAGUCGAGACUGCCAUGAAGUGUGCAGAGACGUUGAAAGACACAAUCAGUCCUUACCUCCUUCAGCGAUUCAAGGUCGAUGUAGCAUCCGACCUGCCCAAGAAGAGCGAAAGAGUCUUGUUCUGCAAGUUGACCAAACCUCAGCGUGACGCCUACGAGUACUUUUUGAACUCUGGCGAUAUGACUGCCAUCUUGGCUGGCAAGCGACAGGCGCUCUACGGUAUUGACAUUCUGCGCAAGAUUUGCAACCAUCCCGACUUGACUGAGCACAAAACCUUGUCCAUCAAAGCAGACUACAACUAUGGUAAUGCCAACAAGUCUGGAAAGAUGCAAGUCGUAAAGGCUCUGCUCGAGAUUUGGAAGAAGAAUGGCCACAAGACUUUGUUGUUUGCUCAGCAUCGCAUCAUGCUUGAUAUUCUUGAAAGAUUCAUCAGAGAAAUGGGCGGCAUCAAUUAUCUUCGCAUGGAUGGUAAUACAUCCAUCAAGGAUAGACAAACUCUUGUCGACAAGUUCAACAAGAAUCCAGACUUACACGUCUUUCUCCUUACGACGAAAGUUGGAGGUCUAGGCGUAAACCUUACUGGUGCAGAUCGAGUCAUUAUAUACGAUCCUGACUGGAACCCAUCCACUGAUGUCCAAGCCCGAGAACGAGCCUGGCGACUUGGUCAGAAGCGCGAGGUAGAGAUCUACCGUUUGAUGACUGCCGGCACCAUCGAAGAGAAGAUUUACCACCGACAGAUCUUCAAGCAAUUCUUGACCAACAAGAUUCUCAGAGAUCCUAAACAAAGACAGACGUUCCAGUUGAGAGAUCUACACGAUCUGUUCACGUUGGGCGAGGCAACUGCAGAUGGCCAAACAGAAACAGGCAGCAUCUUCAAAGGCACAGAAGUCCAACUAUCAGGUCCAAAAGCCGAUGAUCCGGACUCCAAGACCACAGAAGAGCAACAAGCCGAAGCAACGACCGCAGCGGAAAAGGCCGCAAAAGUGAAGGAAAUGCAAUCCAUUGUCGGCGUCUCCCACACUGAAGACUUCCAAGGUGAAGAAGAAAGGCCCGCGCCUGCUGCAGAAGACAGCACAGAAAACGGGACAAACACCAGAGACGAACGUAUGCUCGGCGCCAUCUUUGCUCGCUCGGGUGUCACAUCAGCCCUCUCCCACGACGACAUCAUUUCCGGAAACUCUGGCAGCCGCAAAGUAACCGCAGACCCUGAAAUCAUUGCCAAAGAAGCCAAGCGUGUCGCUGCAAUCGCAGCAGCCGAACUCAAGAAGGCAGGCGAAAUUGCCAGAAAUCUGCCUGCUGGAAGUGUGUCUUGGACAGGCACGUUCGGCACAGCAGGACGACCCGAAACACCCUCUCGUCGCGGUGGAUUUGGUGCGUCAAGAGGCAGAGGUGGCAUGAGUAGAGGUGGUCCUUCAAGCACUUCCAUCCUUUCACACCUUUCUGCCCGUCAAGGCAUCACUUCUUCUCGCCACUCUACUCCUUCAACCUCUACCUCGCGAGCAGCAACGCCUUCUGCUCAACCCCAACCAAAAGGUAGAGAGUUCCUGGCGCUGAUCAGAGAUUAUCUGUUGGCGCAUGGAGGCAAAGUCUACACCCAAAACUUGAUUGAUCAUUUCAAUCGGUUCUGUGGUAGCGCGCAGAGGACGGCAGAGUUCAAGGAGAUGUUGAAGGUGAUUGCGGUGCUGGAGAAGGGAAGUAGAGGACGAGGCAAGUGGGUUCUCAGAGAAGAGUAUAAGAAGGGUGUUUGA